GCAGAAAAAAGGCAAGCAAAGUCGUUGAGGAGAGUGUAUAGCUCAGUUUACAAAACCGCUGAGCCUUACUUGCCUGAAUGGCGCUUCGCAUCGUCGUCGGCUGUAGCAUUUUAGCCAUGGGAUGGUACGCGGUCGACAAAGUGCGGCCCGGACUCCUUCCGAGAAUCGACGUUGCUAGCAGGAUAGCAGCCCUACGCAGUUCCCCUGCCAUGACCGCUGCUAUCGAAGGCAAGGACAGCAAGGACGUGACAGACACCAGACUCAAGGCAGCCCGAGAGCCUGAACUCGUAAACAACACCCAAAAGGGGGUGAACGCUGCCCUCCGCAGUUCACCGGCCAUGACCGCUGUGGUCGAGAGCAAGGACAGCAAGGGUAGCAAGGACGCGACAGACACUGCACUCGAAGUAAGCUGCGAGCCUGAACUCGUAGACAACUCCCAAGGCGAAAAGAACGCAACGCUCUGCAGUUCACCUGCCAUGACCGCUGUGAUCGAGCGCAAGGACAGCAAGGACACCAGGGACCCAAUCGACACCGGACUCGAGGCAAGCCGAGAACUUGAACACGCAAACAACUCCCAAAAGGCAGCGAAUGCAGUCCUACGCACUUCAGCUGCCAUUACCGCUGCUGUCGAAGGCGAGGACAGCAAGGACUUGACGGAUACCGGACUCGAAGCAGGCCGAGAACCUGAACUCCUAAACAACUCCCAAAGGGGAGUGAACGCAGCCCUCGACGGUUCACCUUCCAUGAACACUGUGGUGGAGGGCAACGACAGCAAGACUAGCAAGGACACAAUCGACACCGGACUAGAGGCAAGCCGAGAACUUGGACUUGCAAACAACUCCUUAAAGGGAGAGAAUGCAGCCCUACGCAUUUCACCGGCCAUGACCGCUGCUAUCGAAGGAAAGGACAGCAAGGACUUGACGGACACCGGACUCGAGGCAGGCCGACAGGCUGAACUCCUAAACAACUCCCAAAGGGGAGUGAACGCACCCCUCCAUGGUUCACCGGCCAUGACCGCUGUGGUCGAGGGCAACGACAGCAAGACUAGCAAGGACACAAUCGACACCGGACUCGCGGCAAGGCGAGAACCUGAACUUGCUAACAACUCCCAAAAGCGAGAGAAUGCAGCCCUACGAACUUCACCUGCCAUGACCGCUGCUAUCGAAGGCAAGGACAGCAAGAACUUGACGGACACCGGACUCGAGGCAGGCCGAGAGCCUGAACUCCUAAACACCUCCCAAAGGGGAGUGAACGCAGCCCUCGACAGUACACUGGCCAUGACCACCGUGGUCGAGGGCAAGGACAGCAAGACUAGCAAGAACACGACAGGUACCGGACUCGAAGUAAGCUGCGAGCCUGAACUUGUAAACAACUCCCAAAACGAAGAGAACGCAGCACACCGCACUUCACCUGCCAUGGCCGCUGUGAUCGAGCGCAAGGACAGCAAGGACACCAGGGAUGCAAUCGACACCGGACUCGAGGCAAGCCGAGAACUUGAACUCGCAAACAAUUUCCAAAAGGGAAAGAAUGCAGCCCUACGCACUUCACCUGCCAUGACCGCUGCUAUCCAAGGCAAGGGCUGCGAGGACAUGACGGACACCGGACUCGAGGCAGGGCGAGAGUCUGAACUCGUAAACAACUCCCAAAAGGGAGGGAACGCAGCCCUCCACGGUUCAUCGGCCAUGACCACUGUGGUCGAGGGCAAGAGCAGCAAGAGUAGCAAGGACACGAGAGACACCGGACAAGAGGUAAGCUGCGAGCCUGAACUUGUAAACAACUCCCAAUACGGAGAGAACGCAGCGCACCACAGUUCACCUGCCAUGACCGUUGUGGUCGAGGGCAAGAACAGCAAGGACAUCAUGGACACAAUCCACACCGGACUCGAGGCAAGCCGAGAACAUAAACUCGCUAACUCCCAAAAGGAGGAAACUGCAGCCCUAUGCAGUUCACCUGCCAUGACCGCUGCGGUCGAGGGCAAGGACAGCAAGGACAUGAAAGACACCGGAUGCGAGGCAAGCCGAGAGCAGGAGCUCCUAAGCACCUCCCAAAAGGGAGAAAACCCAGCCCUCCACAGUUCAUCUUCCAUGAGCGCUGCUGUAGACGGCAAGGACAGCAAGCACACGAGGGACACAACAGACACCAGACGCGAGGCAAGCCGAGAGCCUGAACUCCUAAGCACCUCCAAAAAGGGAGAGAACCCAGCCCUCCGCAGUUCACCUACGAUGACCGCUGCUGUCGAGUUCAAGGACAGCAAGGACACCAAAGAUAUAACAGACACUGAACGCGAGGCAAGCCGAGAGCCUGAAUGCCUAAGCGCCUCCCGAAAAGGAGCGAACCCAGCCCCCCGCAGUUCACCUGCCAUGACCGCUGCUGUCGAGGUCAAGGAGAUCAAGGACACCAAGGAAAAAAAAGACACCGGACGCGAGGCAAGCCGAGAGCCUGAACGCCUAAGCACCUCCCGAAAGGGCGAGAACCCAGCCCUCAGGAGUUCACCUGCCAUUACCGCUGCUGGCGAGAACAAGGACAGCAAGGACACGACCGACAUCGGACUCGAGGGACUCGGCGUCCAUGACGAGAGUUCACCGAGCCAAGGCCACGGCACGCGGGCAGAUAAUCAAGCAGCAGGAGUCAUGAAACAUGACGGUAGCAUCGCCGUGCGCGUGUGGUUGAGGGUGCGAACCAUUCUUUCCGAGCACAUGAUGGACGCGCUAAUCCCCACUGACUUGCAACGUCUUCUCCGAGCCGCCUGGACAGCUGCGCACGAGGUGGAGUGGGUGCCAGAGGAUGGCUACGACAAGGCGUACCUGCUGCUGACGACCAUCGUUUGCUUUGUCAUUGCAAUUUGCAGUUGUGGAGGCCGUGCCAAGAAUACAAGCGAGGUCGAGACAUCGCCAGCGAUGCCGGCACAUGCCAUGGCUGUCGACUGGAAAUCAAACUUCAGCAUCUCCGAGAUGGCUCGUCUGAACAUCCACGGUUACCGGCACCAAGACAGCUACAUCUACCCAGGAGGGAAAUCAGCCGAGCAGUUGUCCAGGGAAGACCACGCUGCGGCCGUGAUUCAGCGCUGGGUGCGCUACGAGUUUAAACGGUGGCUGCGAGACGCCAAGUCCAAGUCCAGCACUGAUCAGACUCCGUUAAACUACCAGCGCUGGAUCGACGAAGACCACGGCGCUAUUGUCAAUGCGCCGCUCGAGGAUGCCAAUGUUAGCAGCAGCGAACUCGGGCCUCUGGGCGGCAAUCUUCGCACACACGACGCGCGCCUCGCAGGAAACAAACACUCAGAAACCAAAGACAAAAGUGGUGACGACGCGGAAAUGCGUCCAGCUAUUCGUUGCCAAUGGCAGCCAUCGCUUUCCUAUUCCCAACUUUCUAAGUCUCUGCUAAGACUGAAGUGGCCCGUCGACAAGCUCGAUACGAACAGCCCGGAAUCCGUGCAACCUUUAACUUAGCAACCGUAGGUUAGAACUUUUGCGAAGUUUAUUUCACUUGGUCGAGGUAGAAUCACUCGAAGCAGGAUCACUGCGUAUAUUUUACCUGGCUCUGGAAUCGAUAAAUUCGUUCUACAAAAAAUAUUUUCUGUUAAUUGUCGAAAUAACACCCUUAUAAUUUUUC
Dermacentor albipictus is the source of this 3612-nucleotide messenger RNA. RefSeq lists its product as uncharacterized. Lineage: Eukaryota; Metazoa; Arthropoda; Arachnida; Ixodida; Ixodidae. The record is from RefSeq and is a predicted model, not a curated record.